AUGCAUAGCUGCCAAUUGAUUAUUUUAUUUGUGCUCCCCCUCUCUAUAUUGGGCUGGAACCAAAUCUCAGGCAGUAACCUGGACAAAGCGCUAGGUUCGGAUGGGCCAAAAUUAAUAGCAUCCAAAAGAGUAAGGCCUACAGCAGUCGUGGCGACUCAUUUUCCAACACAUGAACUGACAGAGGUCAUCGUAACCUACAGACCCAAAUCAGCGAAUCUAGAAGCAGAGUGGCUCCAGGCAGCUUCGGAAGCGCCAGAGUCCCUAUUGGCCGUAGACUGCUCAAACAAUGAAAACGACAGCUUUUGCACUGACCCGCGGUGUUUGGACCUUCACCCACGCACCGGACGGAGCAGUAUCGUCAACUUCAUAACCCGCCACAGGCGCCCCCUCAUCUCCGAGCUUACAACCCAGGAGGAAUACUCCGCACUGCUGACCGCCGACGAGGCCGUGUUCAUCGCUUAUGCACCAACACCAGCUCAACGUGCCCUCUUCCAAGACGCUGCGGUCCGUUACCGUGACGAGUUUACUUUCGGUCUCGUCGUCGACCCGGCACUCAUCCCCGGAGAAGGGACGGGGACCACCACGAGUCCCUUGGUACUCUGCCACCGCUCCGACGACGGCGUCACGUCCCGCCUCCCGUUCUCCGAGGACGACUCCUCCUCGUCCUCCUCCACCCCAAAGACAUCACCCGAUGCCCUGGCCGCCUUCAUCGAGGAGGCGAGCCGACCCACCAUCGCCGAGCUGACCGUGCGCACCCACGCGCGCUCCCUCGCCCGCGGCGCGCCCAUGGUGUACAUGUUUGCGCGGACGGGAGCCGAGCGCGCGUCGCUGCGGGCGAGCCUGCACCGCCUCGCGACCGGCUACCGCGACUCGCUGACCAUCGUGACGGUCGACCCGGCCGAGUUCCCGGACCUGCCGAGCAGGCUCGGGCUCGGCGGGGUGGACCAAGAAAUCGUCGAGGGCCGACCGGCCGGCGCCCUGCACCAGCUCUCCAAGGACAGGGUCUACCCGUACCCGCGCGGGCGGCCCGUCGACCCGCGGUCCAUCCAGCAGUGGGGUUUGGACGUGUUCCAGGGCCGCGUCAAGCCCUGGACGCCGCCGGGCGUCACCACCUCUUACAACGACCUGGGCCCCACCAGGGUCGCAGCCGCCGCCACGAGGAAGAUCUCGAUCGCCAACAUCCCGGGCCUCAAGAUCAAGAUUGCUGGGCAUAGGCAGGACGAGCUUUGA
This is a messenger RNA of Pyricularia pennisetigena, 1230 nucleotides long. RefSeq lists its product as uncharacterized. The record is from RefSeq and is a predicted model, not a curated record. Bases 1 to 1230 code for a protein of 409 amino acids. NCBI's taxonomy places the organism in Eukaryota, Fungi, Ascomycota, Sordariomycetes, Magnaporthales, Pyriculariaceae. The transcript has 3 exons.